AUGGGAAACUUAGUAAAUAAUUUCACAGUAGUUUGUACAGAGAUAGAUGGAAUACAAAAAUGUGCUUGUGAUUUCCGAGUGAAUUUCUAUGGCUGUCCCUUCGAAAGCUUAUUAAAAAAAGCGGCUUUAGUUCUAAUUCCACUUUGUUUGUUUUCCUUGGCAUUAUCUUGCGGCAUGCUUUACUAUUAUAUCAAAGUUAGAAACCAGUCAUUCUCCCUUCCGGCGACUCGCGAUAGAGGAAUCUUGAGAUUUCGACCCUUUCAAAUAUUUCAUUUGUACUGCGUAGCUUAUAUCCUCUUUGAAACCAUUCAUCUGAUUAUGCUGGUUACCGAUUCUUAUAGAAACCUGAUAAUUGCGGAAAUCGGAUUUGCCGCGAUGCACACGUUCGCAUCUGCAAUCGGCAUGCUAUACCCUAUAAGCGUUGUUUAUUCCACACCGACCUCAAUACACAUGAAAUAUAAAAGCGAACUGACAAAUCCACGUUUGCUCGACAUUUUAGGAUUUGGAAUGAUUGGUUACUCGUUCAUAUGUUUCAACACCUUCGCUGUAUUAACUGGUAUUGCGGGAGAAAAUAUGGAUAUAGAGAAAGCGGAUAAAUAUUUCGCUUUAAAUUCGUUCUUUUGGGUCGCAUGGACGUUCAUAUUUACAUGUUACUUGGUUUUCACAUGGUUGAAAUUACGCAGGAUCAUUCAUCGACACAUUAAAAGUCUCGAGUUGCAAAAGAUCGUCGGGGACGCGGAAAGUCAACAAAUCAUUAACAUGAGGAAAGCUUCAAGAAACGUCAACGUGCCGGUCGUCAUUAUGACCAUCUGUUGUCUCAUGACCAUCACCUCCAACAUCGCCGUAGCCAUUACAUACCGAACGGUGGCGAUAUUCGAAAAUUUUUCAUCUAUUAGUAUCUUUGCUGCUUGGUACAUUCUAAAUCCGAUGUUUGUUUUGAUAUGCAACGCCAUACUAGUAUACAACAAGCUCAAAUUUUAUGCUAAAGCGACGAUUACUGGAUGCCUUUCAAAUGGUGAGAUCGUUUGUUUUAAUACCAAUGAAACAAAUAAUACAAGUAAUACUUAUGUUAAUAAUAGCAAUAAUAGGGAAAGUAGUUUGUAUACAAGUAAUAACUUGGUUAUUAGUACCAGUGAUAAUAGAGAUCAAAUUCCAAGUUAUGAAAACAUUUCAAGGUAUCCUAUUGCUAUCCAUUGCACUGAAGAAACAAUUACAGAAAUACAAUAA
Funneliformis mosseae is the source of this 1227-nucleotide messenger RNA. NCBI's taxonomy places the organism in Eukaryota, Fungi, Glomeromycota, Glomeromycetes, Glomerales, Glomeraceae. The record is from the annotation of a GenBank genome assembly.